Molecule: messenger RNA, 12149 nt
Organism: Scleropages formosus (Asian bonytongue)
Lineage: Eukaryota; Metazoa; Chordata; Actinopteri; Osteoglossiformes; Osteoglossidae
Gene: dnah12
Product: dynein, axonemal, heavy chain 12
Exons: 75
Coding region: 150-12047 (3965 amino acids)
Biological process (GO): microtubule-based movement
Cellular component (GO): dynein complex
Molecular function (GO): ATP hydrolysis activity; ATP binding; dynein light intermediate chain binding
Source: RefSeq, a predicted model, not a curated record
ACUAAGCCGGCGUAAGUCCGCCUAAGCGAAGGGAAACCACAUCGAAGUUACAAAGUGGACAAAAGAGCCACUGAAUAACGACGGCCAACUUUCCCGGAUCCAAAACUGGAGGAAAACGCACAGAAUAAAGCACGAAACAACCGAGGAGAAUGGCCGCUUCUGAGGACUUUAAGCCUCCCAGUGGAGAGGGCCUAGGGAAAUACAACAUCUUGCCGCCCAUUCCAAGCACAUCAGCUGAGCCUUCGCUGACUCAAGGGUCCAUGGCCGGACACCGAGGCAUUGAACACUGGAGCGCCAUGAGGAAGCACUUACUGAGGCACAGGCGCAGCGGGGAGGUGCAGAAGCAGCUGCGUGGAAUAAUGGUAUCUGAUGCAAUGAUGGCUCAUCAGAAGGUUCAGAGGGGGAAACGACCAGCUCGCUCUUCACCGGACCCAAUGGAUUCUGACAAAAUGAUCAGUGAAGACAGAAAGCGAAAAAUGAAUUACUCAUUCCUGAAAAGCUGCGUAGAGGGCCGCCCCAUUGCACCCAUCCCUCAACAAUGGUUGGAUUCCAUAUUCACCCGUGUACCUCAGCAGCUGCGUCAGGAACCCAGGAACCUGGAUCUGCUGAAGGAACUUUGCAAGGAAGUUAGCGAGAACUUCCUCAGCGACAUGGUUAAACACACUGUGAAUAUGGUUCUCCAAAGUCCAGAGAGCAAAGAAACUGAGCACCCCCAUGAGAUGCCGCAGUCAGAGCAAACUCCUGAUUUCUCCACCCCUUGGAAAGAUGGCUUUCUUAAGAGUCGCAAGAUGAUAAGAGACAAUUUGCAUGUCCUCCACCCUGUUAUGAGGAUAAUCCUGGAUAUUUGCCAUAAGACGUUUUCUCAACUGCUUCUGGUGGACCUUUCAGACUGUAGGUCCACAGGGCCCAUUGACUGUGAGAGCCUGCGAAACAAAGUCACAGUGCAGUGCAAGAAGAACGAGGAGAACAUCAUGAACACCUGGUUCCCAAAAGUCAUUCAUCUACUGACAAGCAAGGACACCCUGCAGAGUAUCAAAACAGAGAAGCUUGACUCUUUUUACAACUGCGCAUCCACACUCAUCUCCAACCAGCUGAAAGCCCUAGUGGAGAGGAGUAUAAAGGAGUAUGUGAGCCUCUUCCAUCCGUCCAGGUCUGACCAGCUCCCACUCUUCAAGAUGGAUCUGACCUUUGAUGAUGAGAAGAUGGAGUUCUAUCCCAGUUUUCAAGACCUGGAGGAGGCUGUUCUGGAGACCAUAGAUCAAAUCACUGGCACAAUGCAGGAAGUCCAAACUGUGCAAUCUUGGUUGGCUGAAGCUCCUGGUUCAUUUAUUGAUGUCAGUUUGCCAGCUCGUGUUGUGGCAUGGGCCCGAACAACUCUGAAAGAUGCAGUCAAGGAGAACUUUGAAGAACCCGAUAAACACUUCCAGAAAUAUGUAAAUAAUUAUGAUUGGCUGGUCAAUGGAACAGCCCAGAGUCGGGUGAGGAAAUUCAUGGAGGAGGAACAUGCAUUUGAUGAGUACACUGAGCUGGUAGAAGAAUUUCGAACGUUGUCCAGGGAGAUUGCAAGCCUGCCUAACAUGGCCCAUUUUGCUAUGAUCUGUCUGGGAUGUGAGGAACUGAAACAGGGCCUGGCUAAGAAAGCAAAAGCCUUUGCUCAAGCCUUGCUGGAGCGCCUUGUUGCAACUCAUCGCAAGCAGAGCCACGAGAUCUGUCAGGAGUUUGAAACCAUCAGAGAAAACGCUUUAAAGGUCCCUGAUACAACUGAGGACAUGAUGGAGAUGAUCUCCUACGUUGAAUACAUCAAGACUAAAGGGAUUGAAGAACUCAAUACAAGAAUACUGGAUAUUAAGCGUGUGCUGUAUUAUCUACUGGAUGUCUACAUAUUUGACUCAGAGGACCUCAGGCUAAACUCCACUGCUCUGACGUGGCCACAGAAGAUAAAUCCAGUCUUUGACUUGAACAAUGAGAUCAUGGAGAAAGCCAAGAGGAAAGGAGAGCAGGAGCUACUUGCCCGAAGAGACAGACUGGUGCUUGAGCUGGAGAAACUCAGCCGUAGGAUUGAUGAAUUUGCGGAGUGUUCUGAGUUAGACAUGAUGAAUCAGUAUGUGAAUGAUGUGAGAACAAUACAGAAACGAAUUCAGGAUGCAGAAGACUCUGUGGCUUUUAUCAAUAAAGAAGAGACUCUCUAUCAGUAUGAGCAGACAGAAUACCCAAAGCUGGACACCAUCAAAGAGAGCUUAGAGCCUUAUCAGAAGCUCUUUGGGCUUGUGCAAAAAUGGCAGCGAGCAGAAAAGAGAUGGAUGGAUGGGUCUUUCCUGGAUCUAAAUGGUGAGAGCAUUCUACAGGAGGUACAAGAGUUCUCAGCAGAGCUAUACAAGAUGAUGAAGUUCUUCCUGCAAAAGCAGAAGAAGGCGGAGCAAGACAAGGCUAAGGAUGCUGACGGGACCAAGCAUGAAAGCCCCACCGUCAAGAUCUGCUCAAAUGUGUUGGAACAUAUCGAACACUUCCAGGAGCAUAUUCCCAUGAUUUCCACCAUGUGUAACCCAGGCAUCAGGUCCCGGCACUGGGAGCAGAUGUCACAGAUUGUGGGCUUCGACCUGACGCCUGACUCAGGCACAACUCUGCGUAAGAUGUUGAAGCUGGACCUCUCACCCUACUUGAAUAAAUUUGAAAUCAUCAGCACUGCAGCCAGUAAGGAAUAUUCCCUGGAAAAGGCCAUGUACACCAUGGUGGAGAUAUGGGACAAUGUGUCAUUCAGUUAUUACCCCUACCGGGAGUCUGGUGUAUCCAUCCUCAGUGCAGUGGAUGAAAUCCAGACCAUGCUGGACGAUCAGAUAGUAAAGACCCAGACAAUGCGUGGGUCACCAUUCAUUAAGCCCUUUGAAACUGAGAUCAAGGUAUGGGAGGAGCGUCUGAUCCGGAUCCAGGAGACGAUUGAUGAGUGGCUAAAGGUUCAAGCCCAAUGGCUCUACCUGGAGCCCAUCUUCUCAUCUGAAGAUAUUAUGCAGCAGAUGCCUGAGGAAGGACGCCUUUUUCAGUCUGUUGAUAAGCACUGGAGGGAAGUUAUGAGGCAUUGCGUUAAGGACCCCAAGGUCUUGCCAGCCACCUCAUUGCCUGGCUUACUCGAAAACCUCCAGAAUUCCAACAACCUUCUGGAACAGAUCAUGAAAGGACUAAAUGCAUACCUUGAAAAGAAAAGGCUCUUCUUUCCUCGGUUUUUCUUCCUGUCCAAUGAUGAGAUGCUGGAAAUCUUGUCGGAGACCAAGGAUCCCAUGCGAGUUCAGCCUCAUCUGAAGAAAUGCUUUGAGGGCAUUGCGAAGCUGGACUUCUUACCUAACCUGGACAUCCAGGCUAUGUACAGCGGGGAGGGAGAGCGAGUAGAGCUCAUUGAGCUCAUCUCCACGUCAGAAGCACGCGGUGCGGUGGAGAAAUGGCUGGUGCAGGUGGAGGAUAUCAUGUUGCGCAGUGUGCGAGAUGUGAUUUCGCACUCCCUACAGGCCUAUUCGCAGAGUGGAAGAAGCAAAUGGGUCAGGGAAUGGCCUGGACAAGUGGUUCUGUGCACGUCUCAGAUAUUCUGGACUACUGAGGUCCAUGAGGCGAUUAGGAAAGGCCCUGAGGGCUUGAAGAACUAUGUCCAAACACUACAGGACCAACUGAACGACAUAGUGGCACUGGUGAGGGGAAAGCUUCCUAAGCAGACCCGCAUCACACUAGGGGCCCUGGUUACCAUUGACGUGCAUGCCAAGGAUGUGGUCAGCGAGAUGAUCGAAAAAGGUGUCUCCCAUGAGACAGACUUCCAAUGGUUGGCACAGCUGAGAUAUUACUGGGACCAAGACAAUGUGCGUGUGCGCAUCAUCAACUGUGAUGUCAAAUAUGCCUACGAGUACCUUGGCAACUCUCCGAGGCUAGUCAUCACCCCUCUGACUGAUCGAUGUUAUCGAACACUGAUUGGUGCUUUUUACUUGAAUCUGGGAGGGGCUCCUGAAGGCCCCGCUGGAACUGGCAAGACUGAAACAACAAAGGACCUUGCGAAGGCUCUGGCAGUACAGUGCGUGGUGUUCAACUGCUCUGAUGGUUUGGAUUACUUGGCCAUGGGAAAGUUCUUCAAAGGAUUGGCUUCUUCAGGUGCCUGGGCGUGUUUUGAUGAGUUCAACCGCAUUGAGCUGGAAGUGCUGUCAGUGGUGGCUCAGCAGAUCCUCUGCAUCCAGAGGGCCAUUGAAAUGAAACUUGAGUACUUUGACUUUGAGGGCACAGAACUGCGCCUUAACCCCAACUGCUUUGUUGCCAUCACCAUGAACCCAGGCUAUGCCGGCCGUUCUGAGCUCCCUGACAACCUGAAGGUCCUCUUCAGAACAGUGGCAAUGAUGGUCCCCAACUAUGCGCUGAUUGCAGAGAUAUCCCUGUAUUCCUAUGGUUUCAUUAAUGCCAAGUCAUUGUCCGUGAAGAUCGUGAUGACCUACAGGCUAUGUUCAGAACAACUGUCCUCCCAGUUUCACUAUGACUACGGCAUGCGGGCAGUUAAGGCUGUGCUCGUGGCUGCUGGAAACCUCAAGCUCAAGUUCCCAGAUCAAAAUGAGGAUAUUCUGCUUCUUCGCUCGAUCAAGGACGUAAAUGAGCCCAAGUUCCUCUCUCAUGACAUCCCCCUCUUCAAUGGGAUAACAAGCGAUCUCUUCCCUGGCAUUUCCUUACCUGUUGCUGACUAUCAGCUCUUUCUGCAAUGUGCUCAUGAGUGCUGUCAGAAUCAUAAUGUACAACCCGUGAAGGUGUUCCUGGAAAAGAUGAUCCAGACUUAUGAAAUGAUGAUUGUUCGCCAUGGGUUCAUGCUUGUAGGAGAGCCAUUUGCUGGUAAAACAAAAGUCUUGCAUGUCCUGGCAGACACCCUGACCAUGAUGAAUGAGAAAGGGCUCUGUGAUGAACUGAAAGUUUUGUACCGAACCGUUAACCCCAAAUCCAUCACUAUGGGACAGCUUUUCGGUCAAUUCGAUCCAAUCUCUCAUGAGUGGGUGGAUGGAAUUGUGGCCAACACAUUUAGGGAGUUUGCCUCAGCAGAAACCCCAGAUCGCAAGUGGGUUGUGUUUGAUGGGCCCAUUGACACACUAUGGAUUGAGAGUAUGAACACAGUACUUGAUGACAACAAAAAGCUGUGUCUGAUGAGUGGCGAGAUUAUCCAGAUGUCCAAUCAGAUGAGUCUUGUCUUUGAAGCCAUGGACCUGUCUCAGGCCUCACCAGCUACAGUUAGCCGAUGCGGCAUGAUCUACAUGGAGCCCUCUCAGCUGGGCUGGGAGCCCCUGGUGUCGUCUUGGCUAAAUACCUUGCCCGAGCCUCUGAAGGAGCCAGAGAAAACUUCCCUGCUUACAGAACUCUUCCACUGGCUGGUACCCCCCUCCCUCAGAAUGCUGCGCAAACACUGUAGGGAGGUCGUCGGCACCAGUGACAGCAACGUAGUGAUGUCCUUGACACGGCUCAUUGCAAUGCUGCUACAUGAUCCACUGCAGGACAGUUCUGGGACCAAGAACAUACCCACAUGGAUUAUGGCUUCCUUUGCCUUUUCCAUCGUGUGGUCUGUGGGUGGUAGCUGUGACACAGAUAGUCGCUUCAAAUUUGACAACUUCCUGAGGGAGAUUCUUUCUGGCCGAUCAGAGAAGCACCCCAUUCCUUCCAGUAUGGGGAAGUGGGAUUGUGCCUUCAGUGAGAAGGGCCUUGUCUACGACUAUUUCUAUGAGUUUAAAGGUAAAGGUCGAUGGGUACAUUGGAGCGAGGCAAUAAAGAGCACCAGUCUUGGAGACAGCAAAACCAAAGUGCAAGACAUCAUUGUUCCAACCAUUGACACGAUUCGGUAUACCUACCUGAUGGACAUCUGCAUUCAACAUGAAAUACCCCUCCUGUUUGUUGGCCCUACUGGGACUGGCAAGUCUGUGUAUGUGAAGGAAAAACUCAUGAACAACCUGGACAAAGACAUCUACAUACCCUUCUUCAUCAAUUUUUCAGCGCGAACAAGUGCCAACCAGAUCCAGAACAUCAUAAUGGCUCGGCUGGAUAAGAGACGGAAAGGGGUGUUUGGCCCACCAAUGGGGAAGAAGUGUGUGAUCUUUGUGGAUGAUAUGAAUAUGCCUGCACUGGAGCAGUUUGGCGCACAGCCUCCUGUGGAGCUGCUCCGCCAGUUUUUCGACCAUAAAAACUGGUAUGAUGUGAAAGACACAAGCAAGAUAUCCCUGAAUGACCUGCAGUUGCUAUCCGCCAUGGGACCCCCCGGGGGUGGGCGGAAUGCUGUCACACCACGUUUCCUGCGCCACUUUAACAUCUGUGGCAUCAAUGCCUUCAGUGAUGACACGAUGGUCCAUAUCUUCUCUAAUAUUGUUGCAUUCUACCUAAAAGUCAACAACUUUCCACCUGAGUAUAUGACGUUGGGCAACCAGAUUGUGGCUGCUACUUUAGAGGUGUACAAGAAAGCCAUGGAGAACCUUCUGCCAACACCAGCAAAGUCCCACUACACUUUCAACCUGAGAGACUUCUCUCGUGUUGUGCAGGGGUGCCUCCUCCUCAAAAAGGAGUCCCUUCAAAACAAGUUCACCAUGAUCCGCCUCUUUGUACAUGAGGUCUUCCGUGUGUUUUACGACCGCCUGGUGGAUGACAUGGACCGAGCCUGGCUCUACAAACUAACAAAUGACAUAGUGAAGCAGCACUUCCGGGAGAAUUUCGAUAAUGUUUUUGAGCACCUGAAGCAAAACAACAAGCCAUUGUGUGAGGAGAACAUGAAGAACCUGAUAUUUGGAGAUUACAUGAACCCUGAUUUAGAAGAUGAUGAGCGACUCUAUGCUGAAGUGCCAUCCAUGGAGAAAUUCAGUGAGGUUGUGGAGCUCUGUCUGGAUGAGUACAACCGGACACACAAGAACCGCAUGAACUUGGUUAUCUUUCGGUAUGUCUUAGAACACCUCUCUCGGAUCAGCCGCAUCCUAAAGCAGCCUGGGGGUAACGCCCUCUUGGUGGGAGUGGGUGGCAGUGGUCGACAGUCUCUUACUCGCUUGGCCACCUACAUGGCCAAGAUGGUGCUCUUUCAGCCUGAGAUUUCCAAGAGCUACGGUAUGAAUGAGUGGAGAGAUGACCUCAAGCGUCUGUUGAAGAGUGCCGGCCUGAAAGGACAGAAGACGGUGUUCCUGCUUACUGAUGCCCAGAUCAAGGAAGAGGCCUUCCUUGAGGAUGUGGACAGUUUGCUGAAUACAGGGGAGGUUCCCAAUAUUUUCGCUGUGGAUGAGAAGCAAGAGAUUAUGGAGGCGGUUCGAUCCGUUGCCCAAGCAGGGAACAAAAACGCGGAUUUCACACCACUGGCACUCUUUGCCUUUUUUGUGACACGUUGCCGAGAGAACCUCCACAUUGUGGUGGCAUUCAGUCCCAUUGGGGAAGCCUUCCGCAACCGCCUACGCCAGUUUCCCUCCCUCAUCAACUGCUGUACCAUUGACUGGUUCCAGCCCUGGCCAGAGGAAGCACUAGAGCGAGUAGCCAACAAGUUCCUUGAAACACUUGAGAUGAGUGAUCAUGAGCGUCUAGAGGUCGUACCGAUCUGUAAAACCUUCCACACGUCUGCCAGCGAGCUGUCUCAAAAGUUCUUGUCUGAAUUAGGACGCCACAAUUAUGUAACACCUACCUCCUACCUGGAGCUUAUCGCUGCUUUCCGGCAGCUCCUCACACAGAAACGAGACACUGUAAUGAAGGCUAAGAAGAGGUAUACUAAUGGGCUGGACCAGCUAGCUUUUGCUGAGUCUCAGGUGGGGGAAAUGAAGAAGGAGCUGGUGGACCUGCAGCCUAAACUGGAACAAGCCAAGAUAGAAAAUACACGGAUGAUGGAGGUGAUCGAAGUUGAGUCGGUACAGGUGGAGGCCAAGAGUAAGGUUGUGCGAGUGGAUGAAGAGAUGGCCACGCUCAAGGCAAACGAGGCACAGGCCUUGAAGGACGAGUGCGAAAGUGAUUUGGCUGAAGCCAUCCCUGCCCUAGAGGCUGCUCUGUCUGCUCUUGACACCCUCAAACCAUCUGAUGUGACCAUAGUAAAAUCCAUGAAGAAUCCUCCUUCGGGGGUAAAGUUGGUGAUGGCAGCAGUCUGUGUAAUGAAAGACAUCAAACCGGAGAAAAUUAAUGACCCAGCAGGAACUGGACAGAAGAUUCUUGACUACUGGGGUCCAAGCAAAAAGCUACUUGGUGAUAUGAAUUUCUUGAAGGACUUGAGAGAAUAUGAUAAGGACAACAUUCCUGUGCCGGUCAUGCACAAAAUCCGCAGUGAAUACAUGACCAACCCCGAUUUUGACCCCGCAAAGGUGGCCAAAGCCUCUUCUGCAGCCGAGGGCUUGUGCAAAUGGAUCAAAGCCAUGGAAGUUUAUGACAGAGUGGCUAAGGUGGUAGCACCUAAAAAGGCCAACCUGGCUGAAGCUCAGCAGUCACUUGCUAACACAAUGCAAUUGCUGAACCAAAAACGGGCCGAACUAAAAGAGGUGGAGGAUCGACUGGCAGCUUUGCAGCGCACCUUUGAGGAGAAAACUCAAGAGAAAGCUCAACUGGAGUUUCAGGUGGAACUCUGCGCUAAUAAGCUGGACAGAGCUGAGAAGCUGAUUGGAGGCCUUGGAGGAGAAAAGACUAGAUGGUCAAAGGCAGCAGAUGAUCUUCAGAACACGUAUGACAACCUGACAGGAGAUGUGUUGAUCUCUGCUGGGGUCAUUGCCUACCUGGGUGCCUUCACAGCUGCAUUCCGGUUUGAUUGCACCAGGGCCUGGACCAAACUCUGCAAGGUCAAAAACAUCCCGUCAUCAGAUGAUUUUUCCCUCAGUAAGACUCUUGGAGAUCCAAUCAAAAUCAGGGCCUGGAAUAUUGCAGGGUUGCCCACAGACAGCUUUUCCAUCGAUAAUGGGGUCAUUGUGAGUAACUCCAGACGAUGGCCACUGAUGAUUGAUCCUCAGGGCCAAGCCAAUAAAUGGGUAAAGAACUCAGAGAAGGAAAACAACCUCAGUGUGAUAAAGCUGACUGAUGCAGACUAUAUGCGAACCCUGGAAAAUUGCCUCCAGUUUGGUACACCCUGCCUACUGGAAAAUGUUGGUGAAGAGCUGGACCCCUCAUUGGAACCCCUGCUGCUAAAGCAAAUCUUCAAACAAGGGGGCAUGGACUGCAUCAGACUGGGAGAAAGUGUGAUAGAGUACUCCAGUGACUUUCGCUUCUACAUCACCACAAAGCUGAGGAACCCUCACUACUUGCCUGAGCUGGCCACUAAAGUUUCCUUGCUCAACUUCAUGAUCACACCUGAAGGACUGGAGGACCAGCUGCUUGGCAUUGUGGUGGCCAAGGAAAGGCCAGAGCUCGAAGAAGAAAGAACUGCACUUAUCCUACAAUCUGCUGCUAACAAAAAGCAGUUGAAGGAGAUAGAGGACAAGAUCCUAGAAACCCUGCAGUCCUCCCAGGGCAACAUUCUGGAGGAUGAAAGUGCCAUUAAGAUUCUGGACUCUGCCAAAAUAAUGUCAAAUGAGAUCACCAAGAAGCAGCAGGUUGCUGAGAAGACAGAGAUAAAAAUCGCAGAAUCAAGGGAAGGCUACAGAGCAGUUGCCAAACACUCCUCUAUCCUGUUCUUCAGCAUUGCGGACCUAGCCAACAUUGAUCCUAUGUACCAGUAUUCUCUUGCCUGGUUUGUCAACCUCUAUAUCAACUCCAUUCAGGACAGUAAUAAAUCAAAGAUCCUGGAGAAACGACUUCGGUACCUGAUGGACCACUUCACAUACAAUCUGUACUGCAACGUCUGCCGCUCACUCUUUGAGAAGGAUAAACUGCUCUUCUCUUUCCUGCUGUGCUGCAACCUCCAGUUAGCAAAGAAAGAGAUUCAGUAUACAGAGUUUAUGUUUCUUCUGACGGGUGGAGUGGGUCUUCAUAACACAUUGCCAAAUCCAGAUCCCAGUUGGCUGCAGGACCGCAGCUGGGAUGAGAUUUGUCGGGCCAGUGACCUGCCUGCACUGAACGGGCUGAGGGAGAGCUUCAGCAAGAACCCAGGGGACUUCCUCCCCAUUUAUGACAGCAAGGAGCCAUACAACACAGAGCUGCCCAUGCCUUGGUGUGACCAACUCACCGACUUUCAGAAAAUGAUCAUUUAUCGAUGCCUCAGGCCUGACAAGAUUACACCAGCUCUUGCUAAUUAUGUGACGGAUAAACUGGGGAAGAAGUUUGUGGAACCACCUCCAUUUGAUCUGAGCAAGAGCUUUGUAGACUCCAACAGUGCCAUCCCAUUGGUCUUUGUGCUGUCCCCUGGUGCUGACCCCAUGGCUAGCUUGCUCAAGUUUGCUAGUGACCAGAACAUGGGUACAGCGAGGUUCCAGUCCAUCUCACUGGGCCAAGGACAAGGUCCCAUUGCUGCUAAGAUGAUCCGUGCUGGCUCCAAAGAGGGCUCCUGGGUGUGUUUACAGAACUGCCAUCUAGCCAUCUCAUGGAUGCCAACCCUUGAGAAGAUCUGUGAGGAGUUCAGCCCUGAGAUCUGCCAUCCUGACUUCCGGCUUUGGCUCACCAGUUACCCCUCACCCAAGUUCCCAGUGAGCAUCCUACAGAAUGGGGUGAAGAUGACCAAUGAGCCACCCACAGGCCUCAGGCUGAACUUGCUACAAUCGUACAUUUCCGACCCGCUGUCUGAUGAAGGGUUCUUUGCUGGCUGUCCAGACAAAGAGUUGGUGUGGGAGAAGCUGCUGUUUGGCGUUUGCUUCUUCCAUGCCCUGGUCCAGGAGAGGAAGAAAUUUGGGCCUUUGGGGUGGAACAUUCCCUAUGGGUUCAAUGAAUCUGACCUGCGCAUUAGUAUGAGACAGCUGCAACUUUUUAUAAACGAGUAUGACGUAGUUCCUUUUGAGGCCAUUACCUACCUCACAGGAGAGUGCAACUAUGGUGGCCGUGUUACGGAUGACUGGGACCGGCGGUUGCUUAUGACUGUUUUGGCAGACUUCUACAACCAAGAAAUCAUUGAAAACCCCCAAUACAAAUUCUCUCCCAGUGGAAUAUACUAUGCACCACCCAAGUCCAGCUAUGAGGAGUAUGUGGAGUUCAUCAGAAAACUGCCAUUUACCCAAAAUCCAGAAGUCUUUGGAAUGCAUGAGAAUGUGGACAUUUCCAAGGACCUGCAGGAAACAAAGCUUCUGUUUGAUUCCCUGCUGUUAACCCAGGGGGGUGGAACAAAGGGUGGUGCAACCACAGGAGGAGACAGUGCGCUCUUUGACAUUGCCAGUGAUAUCCUUAACAAGCUUCCAGGAAACUUUGAUACUGAAUCUGCCCUGGCUAAAUAUCCAGUGAGGUAUGAGGAAAGUAUGAACACUGUUCUGGUGCAGGAGAUGGAAAGAUAUAACACACUGACCUACACAAUACGUAACAGCCUCCAAAGCCUGCAGAAGGCCAUCAAGGGUUUGGUGGUCAUGGAUGCAGAGCUGGAGGCCGUGGCUGGCAGUCUGCUGGUAGGGAAGGUACCAGAGAAGUGGGCCAAGCGUUCAUACCCCAGCCUCAAGCCCCUUGGCAGCUAUGUCACUGACUUCCUUGCAAGGCUUAAAUUUUUACAGGUCUGGUAUGAAAACAACAAGCCCAAUGUCUUCUGGCUGUCUGGUUUUUUCUUCACCCAAGCCUUCCUGACAGGAGCAAUGCAAAACUAUGCUAGGAAAUACUCCAUCCCCAUUGACCUCCUUGGCUUUGAGUUUGAGGUCUUGCCCAUCAGCACGUCAGACACCUUCCCUGAGGAUGGGGUCUAUAUCCAUGGGCUCUUCCUGGACGGUGCACGGUGGGACAAGAAAAUUGGCGCUCUAACAGAACAGCACCCCAAAGUUCUCUUUGAUUUACUCCCAAUCAUCUGGAUAAAACCAACAAAGAAGCAAUACAUUGUGAUGACUUCAAGCCUCUAUGUGUGUCCGUUGUACAAAACAAGUGAGCGUAAGGGUACCCUUUCUACCACCGGACAUUCCACCAACUUCGUCAUCUCAAUGACACUUCCCACAAAGAACCCCCCUCAGCAUUGGAUCAAGAGAGGAGUGGCCUUGCUGUGUCAGCUGGACGACUGACCACAGAUAUUUUGUUUACAAGAAGCUCAAUGUAAACACAUAUUUUUCCUCUUUAGUUUCACAUUAUGUUUAAAUGCAUUACAAGGGGUGUUUAGUAACAGA